CUCAAAUUUAGGGCGCGGGCGCAGAAAUGGCUUAAUCCGGAUGUGAACUUGAAAUGAACUCGGUGAUUCUCUCGAUGUCUUCUCGGGGCCGACAUUUCAAUUUGGACGAUGCCGACGGAAACUUAGUCAUGGAGUUAGAUGGCGUCAAAGGCUUCAGGAAGAAGAAGAUGACGAUCCGCUUCAUAAAUUUAUCGAUUACGCGAGGCCUUUGCUAUUAUUUGAAGACUAAGAAAACUUCGAUCCUAAUGUUAAUGGAACGGAGACCAAUGCGGCCGGUUGGAGUUUGAUCGCCUCCCGGUUCCUCAGAACUUGUAUCGCCUACUCGAGUUUUGUUACCGCUGCGAUUUUGCUAUCUAAGCUCUCGCAGGAUUGAAUCUAUUGGUCACUGGAAAUUUAUGAGAAGAUUAAUGACUUCGGAUGAUACAAAUCAGUGAUAAUGAUGAUUUCAAUUUAAAGUUUAUCGUGGGGUGAACAGGGGUUACUAGCCAAUAUUAUAAGUGUUGGUUUACUUGCACUUGAUAGACCAUAAAUUGCAACUGUAAUCGAGAAUGGCAUUGGAACAAGUGAUGAUCUUUGUCUUGAAUAUGUUAGUGCAACACAGUUAUACUUGGUGCCCUGCAUUCAUCAAGUGAGUUGUAGAACCCCACCUCUCCCCACACCAUGCACACACAAAAUUUAGAGACUUCUCUGUUUCUUGGAUCCCGUCGAUAUGUAAAUAUUCCACAACGCAGGUCUCUGUUUUAGCACAGAAUAUAAACCAAGCUUCAAGAACGCUUAGCACGUCGUAUCCUACACUUAGUACAUCUUUAUGAAGAUAAAUCUUAAUAGCCAUCUGUUUGUGAAGUUUACAGUCUUCUGUGGUCGACCUUCAAGAUAAGAUGACUGGCAUUAGCUUAUAUGCUUGGAGGCUUUAUGGAUUGAGAAUCAUGUUGGAGCUUCUUUUGUCAACUUGAGCUGCUUGCCAGCGUUGUUUUCUCCUUGUCAUCUUAAACUUUCACGACUUUCUGAUCUUACGAGCAAUACUCAUGGUACAAAGGCGAAGCUUUCUCUUUUUCCUUCUCUUUCUUUCUUUUUGUCUAUAGUAUGUUAUGUGUGAUGAGGAACUUCUCAAAGUGGAAAGGUUUCAGAUUUCUUUCCAUUUACCAGGACCACUAGAGAGCUCUAAUCGCUCAUCCCCAAUAGUCUACUUCGCUGAAAGGAUUUAUGGGAGCCGUACAUCAAUAUCCUUUGGAGAUCAAGUGAGGCAAAACUCCGUACCUUUGUUGCUUGGAAGCAGCAUAGUAGGGAUUCCUCAUUCUUAUAACGUAAUAUAUAAACAACAAACGUUAGGAGAGAGACAAAUGAUCAAUGAAGUUUAUCUUUUUGCAACCUUUAUUGGGAAUUUAGGGAAAAUUAGGCUUGAUAACGAUUUUGUUACUUAUCUCUGUUUUUUGAAAAUUAUGUUUGUUUCCUCUUAAUUUCUUUAUUAUGGAUUUAGAAACAUAAUAGUGAAUUGAAGGAGGAAGAUCGGCAGAUGUGGAAAUAUUGACUAUUCUGUUAAUGAUCCACUUUCAUGGGAGAUUACUUUGCACUUGUGAAUAAUGCUUCAUUCAGGAACUAUCUUUCUAGCAGUGGCUGCUGCAAGACGGCAAAAGGUAUUGUAAAGACCUACAGGGCAUCACCAGAUUUUAAGCCCUCUUAAGCGCCUCUUUCUUGGCCGUCGCCGGGAAGAUGGAUUCAUCAAGAGCAUUGUCUCAUUCGAUUGAUGUUCCGGCGACCUCACAAGGAAGCUCUGAGGAAGAAUCUCUCCUAUCUUCCAUUGAAAGAAAAUUGGAAGCCUUCUGUUCAUCCAUUACCAUCUUCAGAGCUACAAAUGAAAUCAGUAUCGAAGAUAGAAACGUCUUCGUCCCCGCCAAAGUCUCAAUCGGCCCUUUCCACCACGGCGCGCCACAUCUCGAAUCAAUGGAAAAUCUCAAGUGGUGCUACUUGUCCGCUUUCUUGAAGAACAAUCCGUCCGUCGAUUUACAAUAUCUUAUUGAACUCGUUGUUAAAUCUGAGAGCCGAUUGAGAAAAUGCUAUGAGGAAGAGUUUUAUGGUUUCGACAGCAAUAAGUUUUCACAGAUUAUGUUGCUUGAUUGCUGCUUCAUUCUCGAGCUGCUUUUGCGAUACUCGAAAAAGAGGCUCAGGCGACGGAAUGACUCUGUUUUCACUACUCCUGGUUUGCUCUUCGAUUUGAGAUGCGACUUGAUGUUGCUUGAAAAUCAGAUUCCCUACUUCCUUCUCAAAGACGUUUAUGCAAAUGUGCAAGAUCCGACCGAGGAAAAUAUGUCUCUCAAUGACCUAACCUUCCGAUUCUUCAAAACUAUGGUUGCUGGAGAUCGGCAAUUUGUUUACGACAAUUUCAUGGUGGAAGCAGAUCAUCUACUCGAAAUGAUUCACUCUUGUUUUCUCUCCACCUAUCCUCGAAUGGAGACGAACGACAACUCGAAGUCGAGAGAAUUACCUAGUGCGUCGAAGCUUAAAACUGCGGGAAUCAAAAUCAAGAACUUCAAAUCUUCAAAGAGCUUAUUAGACAUCAAAUUUCAGAACGGCGUCCUCGAAAUUCCACCUCUCAAGGUGUAUCAAAAGACAGAGGUGAUUCUGAGGAAUCUUGUAGCGUAUGAGAUCCAUCAAUCCGGAAGCGACCGGCAAGUGAAAUCGUACAUCAAUUUCAUGAGUCACCUUCUACAGUCUGAUCAAGACGUGAAGAUUCUCUAUAGAAGGAAAAUCCUAAACGAUCAGGAGAACGACGAGGAACAGAUUAUUCGAAAUUUGAAAUGGAUGAGGGAGAAGGAGAGUUUAUCGGGAACGUACUUUGCCGGCAUUGUUCAGAAAUUAAACAAGAAGCGAGACCGAUGUGUGUGGUGUCAGAAUUUAAUACAAUUUAUUUCGAGUUUAAAGAAUAAAUUAUGGAAUAUAUGA
Messenger RNA from Cucurbita maxima (winter squash), 2940 nucleotides. RefSeq names its product UPF0481 protein At3g47200-like. NCBI's taxonomy places the organism in Eukaryota, Viridiplantae, Streptophyta, Magnoliopsida, Cucurbitales, Cucurbitaceae. The transcript is spliced from 6 exons. Bases 1711 to 2940 code for a protein of 409 amino acids. The record is from RefSeq and is a predicted model, not a curated record.